Molecule: messenger RNA, 5672 nt
Organism: Monodelphis domestica (gray short-tailed opossum)
Lineage: Eukaryota; Metazoa; Chordata; Mammalia; Didelphimorphia; Didelphidae
Gene: EYA3
Product: EYA transcriptional coactivator and phosphatase 3
Biological process (GO): negative regulation of extrinsic apoptotic signaling pathway in absence of ligand; positive regulation of DNA repair; cell differentiation
Cellular component (GO): nucleus
Molecular function (GO): protein tyrosine phosphatase activity
Source: RefSeq, a predicted model, not a curated record
CCAGGCCUGAAUUUGGCCUCAGAUACAUCCUAGCUGUGUGUCAAGUCAUUUAAUCCCAGUUGCCAACCCCUUUCUGCUCUUCUGUCUUAGAAUCAAUAAUUAGUAUGGAUUCUAAGACUGAAGGUAAGGCUUUUUUGAAAAAAUGAAUACAGCUUUGUGCCUGGAGUCAGAAAAACCCAAGUUAAAAUUCAGCCUCAGACACUGUGACCUUGAGCAAGUCUCUACCUCUGUUUACUUCAGUUUCCUCAAUUGUAAAAUGAGAAUUAUAAUAGCACUUACUUCACAGGAUUGUUGUGAGGGCUAAAUGUGAAAUAUUGGUAAAGCGCUUAGCACAGAGCCUGGUGCUUAAAGAACUAUAUAAAUGCUAGCUAUUGUUAGCUAUUAUGAGCUAACAGUCUCUUCAGCACCUGGUUCAGUGCCUGUAAUAUGGUAGCUGCUUAAUACAUGCUUGCUGACUGAUUGAUUGACAUCACCAAACCUCCCCUCCAAGUUGGAGAGGAGAGAGCCUAUGAGCCAGCUACCAAGAAUUCAUUUAUAUUUCCACUGUACCACAGCUGCUGAGCUCCACUAAUUUGUUUGUGAUGGCAUCCUUUAUGUCUAAAACUCGCACCCAUUUUGAACUUCUGUCGGAAUACUUUGUGAGAUACGGGUGAAGAAAGCCAAGAUGCAAGAUUCAGGAGAGCAGGCUUUGAGUCAAGUGAACAACCCUGAAGCCAGUGAUCAGAAACCUGAAACUUCAAGCCUUGCUUCAAACCUUACCAUGUCAGAUGAAAUUAUGACAUGUGCUGAUUACAUCCCUCGAUCAUCAAAUGAUUAUACCUCACAGAUGUAUUCUGCAAAACCUUAUGCACAUAUCCUCUCAGUCCCUGUAUCGGAGACUGCUUACUCUGGCCAGACUCAAUACCAGACACUUCAGCAGUCUCAACCCUAUGCUGUCUACCCUCAGGCAACCCAAACCUAUGGACUACCUCCUUUUGGUGCAUUGUGGCCAGGUAUGAAACCUGAAAGUGGUUUAAUUCAGACUCCAGCUCCAAGUCAACACAGUGUUCUUACCUGCACUACAGGGCUAACCACAGGCCAACCAAGCCCAGCACAUUACUCUUAUCCCAUUCAAGCUUCAAGUACCAAUGCCAGCCUGAUCUCCUCUUCAUCCACAAUUGCCAAUAUUCCAGCAUCAGCAGUUGCCAGCAUCUCAAACCAGGACUACCCUACAUACACCAUCCUUGGCCAGAGUCAGUACCAGGCAUGCUACCCCAGCUCCAGCUUUGGGGUCACAGGCCAGAGCAACAGUGACCCGGAGAAUCCCACUUUAGCAGCAGCCACAUACCAGACUGAGAAGCCCAGUGUCAUGGUACCUGCACCAGCAGUACAGAGACUUUCCUCUGGAGAUCCUUCUUCAAGCCCAUCUUUGUCUCGGAGUACUCCAAGUAAAGACACUGAAGAACAAUCUAGGAAAAAUACACCUGCCAAGAACCGAGGCAAGAGGAGAGCUGAUGCUGCACCUGCCCAGGACAGUGAGCUGGAACGGGUGUUUCUCUGGGACUUGGAUGAAACCAUCAUCAUCUUCCAUUCUCUCCUCACAGGAUCCUAUGCCCAAAAGUAUGGAAAGGAUCCAACAGUUGUUAUUGGCUCAGGUUUAACAAUGGAAGAAAUGAUUUUUGAAGUGGCUGACACGCAUCUCUUUUUCAAUGACUUAGAGGAAUGUGACCAAGUGCAUGUUGAAGAUGUGGCAUCUGAUGACAAUGGGCAGGACUUGAGCAACUAUAGUUUCUCCACGGAUGGUUUCAGUGGCUCAGGAGGUGGUGCAGGUCAUGGCUCUUCUGUGGGUGUACAGGGGGGAGUGGAUUGGAUGAGGAAGCUGGCCUUCCGCUAUCGAAAAGUGAGAGAAAUCUAUGACAAACACAAAAGCAACGUGGGUGGCCUUCUCAGUCCCCAGAGGAAGGAAGCACUUCAGAGACUAAGAGCAGAAAUUGAAGUCUUAACUGACUCCUGGCUGGGAACAGCACUAAAGUCUUUACUUCUCAUCCAAUCCAGAAAGAAUUGUGUGAACGUCUUGAUCACCACCACCCAGCUGGUGCCUGCCCUAGCCAAGGUCCUUCUGUAUGGCCUGGGAGAAGUUUUCCCCAUUGAGAACAUCUACAGUGCCACUAAGAUCGGUAAGGAGAGCUGCUUCGAGAGAAUUGUGUCUCGCUUUGGCAAGAAAGUUACGUAUGUAGUGAUCGGAGAUGGACGGGAUGAGGAAAUUGCAGCAAAACAGCACAACAUGCCAUUCUGGCGAAUCACAAACCAUGGAGACCUUGUGUCACUUCACCAAGCCUUGGAACUGGAUUUCCUAUAAGGAUGGGAGCUGAGGUGCCAGCCCCAUGAGCCCUUCUCCCUCCCCAUGGGGGCUAGAGACGGGGGAAAGAUGGGAACUCUCCUCUCCUCGGGACAAGAUGCAAGCCCAGCCAGAGCCCAGAGCAGGAAGGGACAGUUUGUUUUCUCCAGGAGGGGGAUCCAUCCCAGGGCACACCUUGGUACAGAGGCAGGAGUCAGAUGGAGAGAACAGCCAUCUCACCCUAGCUGCAGUGAUUUAAUUCUUCUAUUUUUGUUUUCUUUUCAAAAAGAAAAAAAAAAUCCCUGAGGCAGAGUUGUGCUCAAAUGUAGUGUGUGAUGGGAAAACACAGCGCUAUGAACUUGUGGUAAAUAGGUUAGAAGCAGAAGACUCCUGUAACAUCUCUGUCCUUCGUAGUCUACUUAGCUCUGAAUUUACUCCCAGUGAAUGGACACAUUCUUUUCUUGGGUCAGGAUCUGGUCUCUGAAGCAGAUUUUCUUUGUCCCCUCUUUAUUAAGCCAAAAGGGGGAGAGGGGAAGAGAAGGGUAGAUUUUCUGGGGAAGUAUUCAUGAGUUCUCUGAUCUCCUUUCCCCCUGCCAGUACAGUAGCUUUUCCUGAGGUCUCUCCUAUGCUCCACCCUUGGGAUUGGUGCCCCCUCGCCAACUGCUCUAAACCAUCUCUCACUUGGGCCCACCCUCUCCUGUUGAGGUCACCAUUGGAUUUACCCAGUGUGUGAGAUGCCCCUUAAGGAGAUGUGUUGGGAGCACCCACACCUCUGCACUAAAAAGUGUCCCCACAAGUGACCUUCUGUCAUUGUGAUGCCCGUUCAAAAAAAUUGUUCUGUCCCUUGUGCUGCCUCCCUUGCCAAACCCAGGUGAAUUCUGUAAGCUUGAAUUCCUAUCCUGCCCAACUACAGUGUUUGCCAGACACUCAUAUCUCCCAUGCAUCUCAGCUGCUGGGACAGGCCAGAGAAACCAAAGAGAAGGCUCUGUACCUCUUUGCACAUUUCCCAUCUCUAAGGUGCCCUGAUGCCUGCUCCUUUCCCUCUCUCCCAGGCCCCUAAGACUCUCCCUUGGAGCUGUAUAGACUGGAGUUGCCUCCCUAGGCCAAGCCACCAACUUCCUCUCAGGCUCUGCCCCCACCUCUAGGGGCAGCCCUGUUUGUAUGACCCCCAGUGGGACCACCGCUUCCCCUAGCAGCCAUGGAGACAACCCAGGCUCUUUUUCCUUGGGCAGAUGAAGCCAGGCCCUGGGGGCUAUGUUGGGACCUUGAAUCUGAGGUGAGGAAUUGGUGUCUCUCUCCACUGCCAGCCCUGAUUCCUGUCUGGCCAAGCUACCCAUGUGCUAGCAUUUUCUGUCCUUAGCUGAGCUCACGGAAUCCCAGGCAUGGCUGGUGCAGGAGCUGCAGCCAAUUGGGCUGUCAGUGGGACUUGAUUUUCUAUUGGCUCCCAGUUUGAAAUGGCAUCUUUGGGGCUCCUUCUGUCAGUCUGGACUCUGGGAAAUAUUAAACGUUAGAGGACCAUCUCUCAUGGGCUCGCUGGCAACAUCCCAGAUCUGCCUCCUGAACUUCUUGGGCCUCAGCUGCACUCCUCCUUGGCCUGCCUGGAGAGGAGACAUCCCUGGGAGCUUCAGGAGGGUUAUACCCUGCCAACCCAGAGGAAGGGGCUGGGCCACUGAGCCUCAUAGCAGGAGCGAGGAGCAACACAAGAUACUGGACCCAGGACCCUAAUGCCCUAAGAAGCUGCUCCUUCCUUCUCCCUUUAAACUGGUUGAAGGAUCUCCUUUCAGAUGCACCUUCUUGAUCUGCAGAGCAAUAUUAGGAAGAUGAGCUUCUUUUCUCCUUGGCUCUGAACUUCUCUUACACCUGCCCCAGAGGAUGCUGUACCAUGGACUGGGCAAGAAUUGCUGAGGGAUUCCCCCCUCCUGCCCCUCAGUCCCUUGCUCCUAUCACCACUCCUGUGACCUUGGGAACCUAAAACCUUGGCGGGGGGUUUCUCCUAAGAUGGGCGUUGAGCCCAUUCCCAACCAACAACUAUAUGCAGGUUUUUCUCAUCUGAACUUGGACUUUGCUAAGGGACGAAGCUGUCCCAAGUAAAAUAUCCUUGAGGGCAGUCAGGCCAGGCUACUCUGAUGCUCUUGACCCCAAACCCAAAAAGGGGAGGCCAGAAGGUAUCAGCCUUCUCUUUAGCAGUUUGCAGUGUUCCCCCUACACAGCUCACGCUUCCUAUUUCUAAGAGGGAUCGUUGGAAAGAAAAGAGGGCUUGUGUUGGAUUGGGCGGAGUAGGGAUGGAGCUGAGGAAUGCUGGGAAUCCUUUAGUUUCCCCCAAAAUGCCUGAAAACCAUUUGUAUUUGAGACAAUCCCCCAAGGAAUGGCCAAGUAUUGAUACUUCCACCUGAUAUUGGUUCCUGUAAGAUGGGUCCAAAAACUCACCCUGGUAGUCCCCAGCUGUCAGGAGAGCCCCAGGGUCAUAGAGUAGCUUAACUUGCGAAUGUAAAACUGACUGUGCCUUAGCAUCACCAUGUCCAGAGCACUAGUGGGGCAGUCCAUGUGUCAAUGAAGUGGCCACCAGGCUCACCCAUAAGCCCACUGAGGGCUCAUCUACAACGUAUUUUCAUUGGGUUUGUUCCUUUCCUGCAUUCUCUGCUGAGGGUAGGUGUGGAGGCCCUGAGCAUUGCUGGCAUCCUCGCUGUCGGUACUGUUCAUGCCAAAGCCUAAUUCAGGGAAAGCUCAGGUUGCGUUUGAGUGGCAAGACUGGUAGCUCAAGAGCUUUUCCCAGCCCCAUCUACCACCAGCCUGAGCACCUGCUCCCAAUGUCUGGGGAGAGCUGCAGGCCGCAGCACCCUCCCAGAGCUGUGAUGGGCAGAGGGCCGGAGCCGGCCUCAGGAGGGGCAGUCUCGCCCCACCAAACUUCCACGCCCCUGAAACAGGUUUCAUUUCUCACCAUUCCUUGUUUUCGCUAUUCAUUCAGAAACUGAAGCAUUUCAUUCAAACUGUAGAAACCAGAUUUGAAUCCCAGGAGAUCUCAAGCCACAGGACAGAAAUUGUCCUGUCCCCACCCCAGGGUGAUCUCAGAAGCAAUGAUCCAGUCCUCCCUUUCUGCUGCCCCCCACCCCAAGAAGACUGGAAAGCAAAACUCCUUGGCUAGUCCUUAAUGCACUGACAGGAACCCUCUUCACAAGGACCGAUUCUGCUCAAAACUGGAUUUUUCUGUCUGGACUUUAGAUGCCUCAAAACAGGAAUAAACAGUGGAUUUGGAAUAUUUAUGUGACCGAGGGCAUUCGUGGCUGUAGAUUCCUUGACCAUGUUAUAUGUAAUGGGAACUUAUAAACUUGAAAAAAUAAAGUUUUUAUUUUCUAUA